UACUUUCCCGGUGCAGACUGGUGCCCGUCCAGUCCCAGCUCUUCUUCAUUCCACCCCACCUCCACACACCCCUCCCUCUACGAGCACGCCUGUGCCAAGGACUGUGGGGCCCGGCCUCCACCGGACACGUGCCAGCCCGGCUCUGGGACCAGGUAAAGGAGCUGGCAACUUUGUCAGAUGGAGGCUUAAAGGUUUCAGCUGCCUCUUGGCUCUUGGAAAGAUGGGGCUCUCCUGCCAGGCAGCAGGCGUCAACAUCUGGAUCCUCCUGGUAUUUGCAGCCUCUGCCCUCGGGGGCAGUGACAGGGGCCGGAAGAAGAUUGUUCAUGUGCUAGAGGAUGAGUCAGGGGCUGUGGUGGUCCAGACAGCACCAGGAAAGGUGGUGACACACCGAGGGGGAACCAUCGUCCUGCCCUGUCGCUAUCACUACGACAUCUCAGCGCACGAUGAAGAUGAAAUCCGCCUCAAGUGGACCAAAGUGACUGACCCGUUGGCUUUCCGUGAUGUCUUCGUGGCCAUGGGCAAGGAGAGACGGGCCUUUGGCAGUUAUCGGGGUCGGACAUCCCUGCAGGAGGAUGGUCCUGGAGACGCUUCCUUGAUUAUCCGAAAUGUCACACUACAGGACUAUGGCCGUUAUGAAUGUGAAGUCACCAAUGAGCUCGAGGAUGAUGCUGGCAUGGUCAGCUUGGACUUAGAAGGUGUGAUAUUUCCUUACCAUCCCCGCCUGGGCCGCUACACGCUGACCUUCCCCGAGGCCCAGCGGGCUUGUGCGGAGCAGGACGGCAUCCUGGCGUCCUAUGAACAGCUGCACGCGGCGUGGCGCGAGGGCCUGGACUGGUGCAACGCGGGCUGGCUGCAGGACGGCUCUGUGCAGUACCCCGUGGGUCAGCCGCGGGAAGAGUGCGGCCGCCGGGAGUCCCCCGUGGGCGUGCGCAACUACGGCUACCGCCACAAGGAGGACGAGCGUUACGAUGCCUUCUGUUUCACGUCCAAUCUACAGGGUCAGGUUUUCUUCCUGAAGCCCUACCGCAAGGUGAGCUUUCCGGAGGCGGUGCGGGCGUGUGCGGGCAGCGGAGCCGCGGUGGCCAAGGUAGGCCAGCUGUACGCCGCAUGGAAGCUGCAGUUGCUGGACCGCUGCGAGGCCGGCUGGCUGGGCGACGGCAGUGUGCGCUAUCCCAUCGUCAACCCCCGGGCUCGCUGUGGAGGUCAGAGGCCGGGCGUGAGAAACCUCGGUUUCCCGGACAAGAAGCACCGCCUCUUCGGAGUCUACUGCUACCGCGCUCCGGGCUCCCCAGACCCAGGAGCAGCUCGCUGGGGCUGGGGCUGGAGGGACCCAAGCGCCUGGCGGCCCCUGCAUGUCUAGCUGGGGGCCGGCCCAGGGAGGGGCUCCCCCAGUGGUCACCGAGGGGUUUGGCAUUUGCCACAAUCCCGGGG
Sarcophilus harrisii (Tasmanian devil) is the source of this 1431-nucleotide messenger RNA. It is a transcript of the gene HAPLN4, whose product is annotated as hyaluronan and proteoglycan link protein 4. NCBI's taxonomy places the organism in Eukaryota, Metazoa, Chordata, Mammalia, Dasyuromorphia, Dasyuridae. Gene Ontology annotation, molecular function: hyaluronic acid binding. The coding region runs from base 221 to 1360 and encodes 379 amino acids. Gene Ontology annotation, biological process: cell adhesion. The transcript is spliced from 5 exons. The record is from RefSeq and is a predicted model, not a curated record.